AUGUUGCGUGGCAUUCAUAUUUUAUUCAUCACCUAUAUGUUGACUGUUGGGGUUUCCGGUUGGGAUUCCAUGGAUUUGCAAAUGUUUGAUCUGAUAGAAGAAGUUAAAACGAGCUUCUACGACUACUUGGGAAGUGCCACUAUUAACGAAAUUCGUCGAGCCUACCGGAAAUUGUCUGUUUCAAUGCACCCCGAUAAAAACCAUGAUGAUCCCGAUGCUGAUGCAAAAUUUCGUCAGCUUGUUGGUGUAUAUGAAAUUCUGAAAGAUCCGGAAACACGCCAGAGGUAUGACGACGUGCUUGUAAAUGGUCUACCGGAUUGGAAGACUACCGUUUAUUACUAUCGAAAGCUUCGCAGAAUGUCCAAUCUAGAACUGUUUGUGCUAUUUUCCGUACUGUGUACCGUUGUGCACUACGCCGUGCUUUGGGGCGUUCGUUUCGAAAAAUCCACAUUGUUGAAACGUCAUAAAGCUCGCGAUCGCAAGCGAGAACAAAUCGAUUUGCAAAUUGCCGAACAGUUGAAUAAAAUCCCCAAACCGAAAUGGCACGAUAUCUUGCCAUUCGCGAUUUGUAAAGGAGUUUAUAGUUUUAUCGCAUUUCUACCAACCUUGCUCUCAUUCUUCAAAGGACAAAUCUCUGAGAAAAUCGAGGAACGGCGACAGCUUCAUCGGGAACUUGUUGGUAAGCAUAGAAAAUGUUUAGCUAUACGUUAUCUUCCUUCGAUCCUUGUUGCGUUAUUUCUUCUACCUCGUCAAUCUAUCAGCAUAAAUUUAGACUUCAUAGGCUGUCUAGGUAAAUCGAAGGCAAUUUAUGUAAACGUUCCUGGGUACGAUAUAGAAAAAUACAGUUAUUGCUCUGAGUGA
Molecule: messenger RNA, 861 nt
Organism: Echinostoma caproni
Lineage: Eukaryota; Metazoa; Platyhelminthes; Trematoda; Plagiorchiida; Echinostomatidae
Source: the annotation of a GenBank genome assembly